AUGCUGACUAGGGCACGAUUCUGCUCCUCUCUCUUCCUCCAUCUCUGCGUCAACAUCAUCAUCUUUCUCCUACAAUUAGCCACCAUAACCGAUUCCUCCUCAUCUGACUCCACCAAGUCCUUCUUCCACCCAGCUUUGGCUGAAAUUUUCAAAAUCCACGCCAAGUCCCACAGAGUCCUCCACCAUAUCAUUCCACCAGAGUCCCGGAAAGAAAAGGUGCCCAAAACCGAUACUGAAAAAGAGUUAUGGUCGACUCUUGAUGCCACGGUUCUUCAAUGGAUUUAUGCUACCUUCUCUACUAACCUAUUGCAUACUAUCCUUGAACCCGACUCCGCGGCCAUGGAAGCUUGGAAUAGGCUACGUGACAUAUUCCUAGACAACAAAAAUUCUCGAGCCGUCACUCUUGAGCAUGAAUUUUCUCACACUAAUAUGGAGGAUUUUUCUAAUGCUUCCACAUAUUGCCAACGACUCAAGAUUCUAUCUGAUCAACUCAAGAACAUCGGUGCUCCAGUCUCCAACAACCACCUCGUCCUUCAAAUGGUAGCCGGACUUACUGACGCUUAUAAGGGGGUGGGUACACUCAUCCGUCAAAGCAAUCCUUUUCCUCUCUUCUAUCAAGCCCGUUCCAUGCUCAUUUUUGAAGAAACAGGCUUCACCAAACAGCUUGCCACGGGAUCCGCUAAUGCCAUGAUUUCUCGGGAUUACGACGAUAAUCCCACUUCUGGAAAUAACCAGCCAAACCGUUAG
This is a messenger RNA of Lycium barbarum (goji berry), 747 nucleotides long. RefSeq lists its product as uncharacterized. The record is from RefSeq and is a predicted model, not a curated record. The coding region runs from base 1 to 747 and encodes 248 amino acids. The transcript is spliced from 3 exons. NCBI's taxonomy places the organism in Eukaryota, Viridiplantae, Streptophyta, Magnoliopsida, Solanales, Solanaceae.